Triticum aestivum (bread wheat) is the source of this 3260-nucleotide messenger RNA. RefSeq lists its product as uncharacterized. The transcript has 8 exons. Bases 1755 to 2987 code for a protein of 410 amino acids. Gene Ontology annotation, biological process: ubiquitin-dependent protein catabolic process. Lineage: Eukaryota; Viridiplantae; Streptophyta; Magnoliopsida; Poales; Poaceae. The record is from RefSeq and is a predicted model, not a curated record.
GUUCAUUGGUUUGGCCUGCGGCGGCGCAUCUUCAGGGGCGGGGGAGAGGGGGGAGAAUGAGAGGCCUGGCGGCGGCUCAGGACCUGCUCGCCGGCGAGCAUGCUCCGGCGGCUCCCUGGCGUGCGGGGUUGGAUCGGGGCACUAGUGUUUCCCCGCCGCCGCCCCACAGCAGUCAGGGGUUGACGGGGAGAAAGCAGUCGGGCGGCGACGGAGGCGCCGAUGGCUCGGACGACAUCUAUGCGACGACGACGGCUCGGGAGCGGUGAGUGGCCGAUUCAUCUCCUCGCCAGCCCCUCACCCUUCAUAGGUUCAAGAUCUGGCGCCCGCUUCUCCUCGACGCCCAGGACGAGCGGCCGAUCCAGAAAACCAACCUGGUGAAUUGAUUCUUCGUCUAAGAUACGCGCAUACACAAGAAGCAGCCACGCAGACAGCGGAUGGAUUUUUCUUUCAGGAGCGCACACACACAUAUGGAAUGCAAGCCGCCGGUGAAGACAGCUUCAGCGUCACUGCCGAGGAUAGAAUCACGGAAAGGUCAGCUUCAUAUGAAGUUAGGAACCCACCGCAAGGACCACGCUCAGGUACACACAUACAUACAUGUACCAAUAUCGAUAUUGACCGAUGCUUGUGGUUGCAAUUUCAUGUUCGUCGCUGAUGUAUUGAUACUCAUGGUGAGAUAUGGGAUAAUAACUGGGAACCUUUCACCGCUCAAUUCUUACCGGCUGAAUCUUUAUAAGCAAUCUUUUUUCCCUACCCCCCUCUUAUAUUUACAAGAAAUUCAAGAGUGGUAGACAUGUGGUUAUUUGUUAAGAAUCAGGAGCUACUACAUUCUUGAAUAUUGAGACUGUAUUAGUUGGUUUAGGUUAAACUUGAUAAAUGCAAUUUACUUUUUGUUCCAUCUGACAAUUCAGUUGUAUUAUUGAUUUUGACAGUUUUCAGGAAUUUUAACCCGUAUUUGGAUUCUAGCUUCCUCAAUCAUUCUGAAUUAUUUAAUGUUACUAUGAGGUAAAUGUGUUCCCAAGAUUAAACCUGAGAAAUGUGAAGUUGGCCACUUGGGUAUGUUUGAUUUCUUUAAGUACAUGCAGUGACAACCACCAUUGUUCAUGAUCUAUUCUAAAGAUAGAUUAUUAGCAGUGCAGCAUCUCUGCUGGUUUAGUCAAAUACUUCAGCUUGGAUGGUUCUUACUAAUAUUUAAGCCAGCUUCAAUUUUUAGUCUACUCGGUCAUUUUGGAUUACUUUCAGUUUCGGGUGCAUGUCUUUAAUAGAACAACAAACUGAUUUUAGCUGCUAAAAUAAACACUAAACGCUAAUUCCUCAUGUCAACUAUUUGUAGAAGACCAUCCCGCUGGAGGAGAUCCUGAUUAUCGAUGUCAAGCCGGGGUGGAAGAAGGGCACGAAGAUCACCUUCCGAGAUGGAAGGAUCUAAUUUUUCCUGUGCAAGGAUACGAAUGGUUGUGACUUGUGGGGUCGCCCGGGGAGGCGACUGCGGCGGGGAGCAGCGGCACAUUGGCGGACAACAAUACAUGUGUAGAGCACAUCGGCAGCAGCUGCACGUCCACGAUGGAUGAGCAACAAUGUGAAGCAGGUGUAGGUGUGGGGGUAAGGACGUGUCCUGAAACUAGACUUUGAAGAGAAGUUCAUCCGUGUAUGGGAAUUCUACCUUCUAUGCCUCUGGUUUCAGAUCAUGAGCAGUUAGAAAUUACCAGGAAUUGUGAAUAAGCGAGAAAGCUUUUGAAGAUAUCAGUGCAUCAUCUCUUAUGCAACUGCUACUGCAAUUGACUCCUUUCCAAGCACGGGCUUCGGAAUAUCUUCAAAUAAGGGGACUGAUUGACCUAGCCUGCCAGACUAUUGCUAGUAAGAUAAAGGGGAAAUCUCCGCGUGAAAUUUGUAAUAUCUUCAACAUCAAGAGUGUCUUUCCUCCGGAAUUAGAUGGAGAAACGAUAGCAAAGCGAUUGCAAGAUUCUGCAACAUGUUCGAGCGACAAGGAGUUGCCAUGCAGUGAGACCCCAUGUUUAAUUCAAGAGCUCGAAUUCGAGGAAAAGGCUUUGCAGGCUCUUGACAUAGUUCGAUGUCAAGAGUUUACAGGAUACGACCCUAAGGUCAAUGCUUACACCCGUACCCGAUUCGACAUAUUCAACCUAGCCUUCUUUGAGCUUGACAAAGAGUCUGAAUUUUGUCGUGGUCCGCGGCUUAACAUGAUACCUUCACCAAUACGUGACUCGAUCGUAGGAUCGUGUGUAAAUGUCAUUACCUUGAAGGUAAAGGAAUCGGAAGUUGGCUUCCCGAUAAAAGUUUUUGGUACCGUUGUAGCAAGAGACCAGGUAGACUAUAGAUGUGUUUAUCUCUUCAGGCGUGAAAGGGAUGAUCCCCAACUCAUCACCUCGGCGGAUGGCAAGUUAACUUUGAUGGAUCCAUGCCGAGGGCUUGUUCCGGCAGACAGAAUAUAUUUUGAGAUGAAUUUAAAGAUAGUCCAUGAUGGAGGUGAGGUUGAAGAUUUCAGCAAAGGUGUGAUCGUUUUCAACAGAGCCCGCCUCCCUAAUGAUAAGCAGACCAUGGGUGUGAGUCUAAAUAGCUAUCUGAGUAGGGUGGAAGUGAGAUGUGCAUAUGUUGUAUAUCCCAUUGAAGCUACCAUUGAAGUCAAUAUCUUGAAGGGACCGUGUAGUGUCUCAAGAGUUGCUGCCUGGACUACCAAGAAUUAUGAGUAUAGUAUGGAUCUUUACAACAGCGGUGGUGAAGCAGCAGCAGAGAUUGAGGCAGGAGGGACCGUUCCCUUGAGUCGUCGCGUUGUAGCUGUCCCACUUGGUAGAAAGUUGGUGCUCCUUGUCACCGGUCGUAGCGUUGGUGAUGUUUUUGAUAAAAACGUCAUCGCACCUUUAGGACGAUCAACUGAGUUGAUGCAUUAUAAAUUAGGCUCCGCACUUGUGGAGGUGAAACUUGUCUGGACAGCUGUUAUGAUCAAGGACGUGGGAGACGAGAGCCUUUUGAUGUGAUGCGCCUUUUGAUGUGAUGCGGCGGAGCGUCUGUUUGAUGGAUGGAAGACACUUGGGAAAUUAUGAGUCGUAGUGUAUACAGGCAAAAUGUACAGGCAAAAUGCACAGGAUGGAAACCAAGCUGAAAAGUUGUAUCCAAGACAAUUUCAUAGGAUGUAUACAGGCAAAAUGUACAACUGCCAAAGAUGGUAGCGCAAAGGGGAUGCAUGAUUAGCUGACUAGGCGACAGUAUCUAGCCGAGCUGAAGCAAAAUAUUUAAGCUGGAACGCUGUA